Juglans microcarpa x Juglans regia is the source of this 528-nucleotide messenger RNA. Its product is annotated as protein MAINTENANCE OF PSII UNDER HIGH LIGHT 1-like. Bases 1 to 528 code for a protein of 175 amino acids. Gene Ontology annotation, cellular component: chloroplast thylakoid membrane. Gene Ontology annotation, biological process: regulation of protein complex stability. Lineage: Eukaryota; Viridiplantae; Streptophyta; Magnoliopsida; Fagales; Juglandaceae. The record is from RefSeq and is a predicted model, not a curated record. The transcript has 4 exons.
AUGGCAACAAUGACCUUCCAAAUGGUAUCCGAGAAAGGGCAGAAAGCGGAAAACACUGCAUGCAUGAUAAAUUUGGAGAAAAGUACGGAGCUGCAGCCUAUUUACUCUGAUCUGGCUUCCUCUGAAGAUUCUGACUGCAAUGUUGAAGAAUGUGCUCCUGAUAAGGAGGUUGGGAAGGCCAGCAUGGAGUGGUUAGCAGGGGAGAAGACUAAAGUAGUUGGAACAUUUCCGCCUCGCAAGCCGCGGGGUUGGACAGGUUAUGUUGAGAAAGACACUGCUGGGCAAACAAACAUAUAUUCAGUUGAGGUUGGUGGUUUUAAGCUCCUACUAUUUUCGAUGUUUCUUAAUGCAUUACUCCUCCAAGUUGGUAAAAACCCACCUCAAAUGCAGACACUAGAAUACUCGGGGCCAUCUCUAAGUUACUAUAUCAACAAGUUUAAACCACAAGAAAUUAUCCAAGGCUCAGCACCAAGCCAAACUGAAUCACCCAAUCCCAUAUUCAGCCCAUUUCGUGAGAAGUGUCUUUAG